AUGGAGCCUGCCAACAAUAAAUACAGUGGUUUUGUAGAUUAUGGUCAUAGUUUGGAAGCACCUGAAGUCACUGCCUCUGAAGCACUUGUAUUCUUAUUGGUAGGAUUACGAAGCCAUUGGAAGCAACCCAUUGGAUACUUUUUAACAGACAAAGCCUCUGCAGCCACCCAAUCAUCCCUCAUCAACACAGCAUUAACAAAGGCAAGUGCUGCUGGUCUGAAAGUGUGGUGUGUGACAUCGGACGGGACCUCUACAAACAUCACUACCUACAAGAUCCUUGGAUGUACUUUUGGUGACUCACACGAAUCCAUUUCCACGAAGUUCAAACAUCCUGUCACAGGUGAAGACGUAUUUGUCAUUCCGGAUGCAUGCCAUAUGCUAAAGUUGGCCAGAAAUGCUCUGGCAUUUCUUGGCACGAUUUGCACACCUGAUGGUGAGAAAAUUGAAUGGAAAUUCUUUAACAGCCUUCAUUUGGUUCAAGAACAAGAGGGAUUAAAGCCUGGUAACAAGUUGUCCAACAACCAUGUGCAAUAUAAAAAACAUAAGAUGAAUGUCAUUCUUGCAGCCCAGACCCUUAGUGGUUCAGUGGCAGAUGCAAUAGAUUUCAUGAACACUGUUCUGAAACUGCCAGAGUUCCGAGAGAGCGAAAGCCACAGGCUUAUUUAUCAGGAUCAUCGACAGGCUUUUUGA
Messenger RNA from Paramuricea clavata, 690 nucleotides. The record is from the annotation of a GenBank genome assembly. Lineage: Eukaryota; Metazoa; Cnidaria; Anthozoa; Malacalcyonacea; Plexauridae.